GUAAACUUCAAGUUAGUUGUCAAACCUAGUCAAUCCUAGUCAAAGAUAGUCAAUGCUAGUCACAGCUUGGUUUAAAGACUUUCCAAAAAUUGAAGGCAAGAUGCCUCGCCUCAGGGAUAAUGCUGCCAAAAAGGCACAGCGUAAGGACGCUGUACGGGAGGAGAAGGUGCGUUUGGCUCAAAUUAAAAUGGAUUCAACUCUCCUGAAGGUCGAUGAGCUGGGUAGACGCUACGUGGAGGCGGUGGACAAGCAAAUCAAGCUCCUCCGAGACUCCACCGACAAGGAACUGCUGAAUAUGAAGUGGUCGGACUUUCUGGCCCUCAAGAUUGAUAAGUUUGCUGAUUACCAAAGAUCAGAUCCUCUCCCAGUUCCCACUAGUACUGUAGCCACACGAAGUCGCUCCGUAAACCGGAAGCCGCAAAGGAUUCGCACUAUGCAAAGGACUUGGACUCGGGUGCAUUCGGUGGACAGGGAGAAAAUGGAUGAUGAUCCGACUUUAAGCUUCCUGCGCUGGCCUCGUGCCGGUGAACCGGUGCUCUCAAAGGCAGGAAGUCCUUUGGCCUUGCCAAAGCCGCUGGAAGAGCGUUGUCCCAAUGUCCAGAUCCCCACCAGUAAGGGAGUUAUCACAGUGAAGCCACACAAGCUGAUGAAACAGGUGAAACGUGAAGUGCUAAUGAAUUUGGAUCAGAAUACUUUAGCCCAGGUGAAGACACUAACUGCUAAUCUGGGUGAAAUUGUGAAUAUGGCCACCAAAAUGGGAAAACUUUAGAUUUUUCGAUAGAAUUUAGUAAAUAAAUCAAAGCA
Molecule: messenger RNA, 804 nt
Organism: Drosophila serrata
Lineage: Eukaryota; Metazoa; Arthropoda; Insecta; Diptera; Drosophilidae
Product: borealin-like
Biological process (GO): mitotic sister chromatid segregation
Cellular component (GO): spindle midzone; chromosome, centromeric region; chromosome passenger complex
Source: RefSeq, a predicted model, not a curated record